Messenger RNA from Closterium sp. NIES-67, 780 nucleotides. NCBI's taxonomy places the organism in Eukaryota, Viridiplantae, Streptophyta, Zygnematophyceae, Desmidiales, Closteriaceae. The record is from the annotation of a GenBank genome assembly.
AUCAUCUCCAUGCCACGUCAUCAUCAUCACAUCAGGAUAUGCAGAUGGACCCAACGCCUCACAUGGCAGCACCAUCGUCUCGCAAAUCAGCAGCAGCGCUAGCACGAGCAGGGUCAGCCGCAGCAUCCAUGGCAACAGCAGGACCCGCCUCGCCCCACGACCCCAGUGCAGGCUACUCCAGAAUGGGGACCUACCCAGCAAGCCACGCGCAGGAUGCAUAUGCGUAUGGCAAUGGGCCAGCAGACAUGGGCGGAGGGGAGUACUAUGGCGGGGGUGGCGGCCAGAUGGACAUGAUGGGGGGAGGCAUGGGGGGAGGGGUUGGGGGAGGUGGGGUGGCAGGACCAGGAGGCAAUAUGGCUCGAAACGGAAGAUACCCAAUGGAUUCGGGGGGUUAUUCGGUGCAUUGAGAGGUCGGCUCGUUGAUUUGAUUUGCUGCUGUACUUCUUGGCUGCAACUGCCAUUGCUGGUGACUCGGAGGUCGGUUUCUGCUGCUGCUGCGUGUUGAAGGAGCAAGUACCAGCGGUCCCUUCAGCCAAUACCAGCAGCCCCCUGCUCACUAACCACCACAUCAUCUCACUACUUACAACAACCCUCCAGCUUAUCCAUUUAAUGAAUUUUCUGGGGUCCCUUGUCUUGAACAUGGCUGAGUGUUGUGGCAAUGCCACUUGUGGUUGCAGACAUCUUUGUGCAGUACUGGAAGGUCAAGCAGGCUGUUUAAUAGUCAUUGUUAUAUGAGAGUAUUGGCGUUUCUCCCUUUCAAUGUUGACCACUGCUUGUAAG